Molecule: messenger RNA, 3353 nt
Organism: Alligator mississippiensis (American alligator)
Lineage: Eukaryota; Metazoa; Chordata; Crocodylia; Alligatoridae
Gene: TSPAN19
Product: tetraspanin 19
Exons: 9
Coding region: 120-875 (251 amino acids)
Cellular component (GO): membrane
Source: RefSeq, a predicted model, not a curated record
CUUGGCGGUGCCGGCUCAGAGUCCUACCGGAGCGCAGCUCCCUGCGUUUCAAACAGGAAGUGUAACCAUGGCAACGGGCGCAGGCGGCUGGAAGCCAUUAAAAUUAAUCAAAAGGAAGAAUGAAAACAAGAAAUAAAAUAAUAGUCAUGAAAUACUUUUUAACCAUCUUUAAUGGAAUUUCCUUGAUUUUUGGUCUCAUGGUUUUUACAUUCGCUCUGUGGCUUUUAUUUGACAGAAACAACUUAUUCACCGCUUUAUCUUUCACAGGUGAGGACCACUUGGUAUCUUAUCUUUGUUACAUAUUGCUUGGCACUGGAUCCAUCAUUAUUUUUAUUUCAUUCUUGGGAUGCAUUGGAAGUUUCAAAGAAAUCAGAUGUUUACUAGUUCUGUAUAUGGGUCUCACAGUCGUGGUCUUCAGUGUCCAAGUUGCAAUACCAGUGCUAAUAUACACAUUCAAAAAAGAGGCCAAUGCUAUGUGGAGUGAUAGACUUGAUGCAGUUAUUUCCAACUAUGGGAAUAAGAAUCUGACUCAAGAAGAACAUGCAUGGCAUAUUCUGAAUGAUGUGCAGCACAGUUUGGAGUGCUGUGGAAGAUACAACUUCUCAGACUGGAAAAAGAAUGAGCAUAUGGAACAUGUAAAUCAGGUUCCGUGCUCAUGUACAAUAUCUAAUAUCAAGAAAUGGUUUUGUGUUGCUUCAGAAACUUCAGUGUACAGUAAAGGAUGUGAAGAGUAUAUUAAAAUGUGGUUUGAAAACAACACUCUGUUCUUAAUUGCAGUCAAUAUUGGGCUGUUAGCUGUGCAGAUUCUCUUGUUCAUUUUAGCUGUAUGUCUGUCCAGAAAUAUCAAGAAGAAGAAAAUUUGCCCACAAGAUUAAUAUUUUUUUUUUGGUUUUGUUAUAUGGCAUGGCAUUUCUGAUGAUUGUUUAAUACGUCGGAAGGCCCUUUAAAGUCAGUAGAAUUAUACCUGUUCAAUCUGAGGAAUUUUGGACUAAGCCUUAAAAUGCCAUAAUUGCCAUGCUAUAUUGUAUUUUAUAUUUAGAUACAUAAUUAGUAUUGCUUAUAGUCUUGGGCAGUGGUUAGCAGCCUUUUCCAGCAGCGGAUUGGAAUGGCCCAGCUCAAAGCUAGUGCUAGGAACCAGCCACUGCUGCUGCAUCUGUCCCCUGCCUGGCUGCAACAGGGCUAGUGAAGAGUUCCCCAUCACUUGGCCAUCCAGCUGCCUGGCCACAGUGCAGCACAGUACAACACAAGUGAAGUCCUUGCUGCCAAACACUGCCAAAGCCCCAGCUCUGUGGCCUGGUCCAAUAGCCCAUGAGUCAUAGAUUGCCAACUCCUGGUCUUGGGUAUAAUGUUUAUUGAAGAUGUAUGCAUAAUGAAGUACUGAGUAACCAUUCUGUUUCACUGAAUACUGUCUCUUUAAAGCAACCUUUGAAAGGGUACUGGCUCAGCAAAUGGUUGUAAAACAGAAGGAACCACAGAUAUUCAUCACUCAAUUCAAAAUCUAAUAACUUGGUGUCUGACAAAAUCUAUCAGUUUUCUUUUUAUUAUGAUGUUUUGAAAAAUCCUCCUGUCACAGAUUACCCAGGGAAGCGCUUGCUUAGGACCCCGAACAUUUAGGAGGAAGAAAGGAUGUGAAAACAUGCUCAGAGGCAGAUUAAUUCACAGGCUCUUUAUGAUAAAGUACGUUGCAAUUUGCACUAUGGCAUAUGCAGAUCAUGUAACUGUAUGUUACAGUUACUCUCUUUUUUCAAAAAGAUCAAAAUUGAGCAGGUUCUAAUUAUACUUAUACCAAGUUUCUUAUAGUUUCCUGAAGUGAACUGAAUCCCUUCAACUCCUAGCAUCGUGCAGUAGUCAUCAUUUCAUAUCUUAUUCUGGGCCCUAUAAUCCUCAAAAUGUUAAUUGGAUUCAAUGGGGGGCUUUUCCUAAAGGCUUAAUUCAAAUUCUGCAGAUUGGUAGUUGGGGGUAAUUCUGUGGUGGAAAUCAAUGGAGUUAUUCCAGUGUAAAACUAGCAGAAAUGGGGAAUGGGUCCAUACUUUGUAAAGCACAAUUUGAGGCUAGUGCAAGUGAGCUGGCUUCUAGUCCGAAUUCUUAAAAAAAAAAACAAAAAACUACCACUCAUCCUUCUACAAACCCAGAAAAGACUGCCUAGCAUAAAUGUGCCAUGGAAAAAUUAGAGUGCAAAGUCUUAUUAAAACUGAGUCAGAGUUUCUAACUCUUUAAAUAAAUCAACCACAUUUUUCUUCUAUAUUCAAAUAAAGAUUGUUUUGUCUUCAAGAAAAAAAUCAGUAACCAAUAUUCUUCUGUUUUCUUUUAAUGGAACUAAUUACAUUAACAUGAGCACAGUGAUCUCAUGGUAACUUAAAAUAAAGGGCAAAUUUUUCCUUUCUUUAAAAAACACUCUUAAAUCUCAGUUAUGUUAAACAUACAUACAGACAGUCUGACACAAUGCUUUGAUCAUAGAUCUUAAGGAAUUUAUCCUUUACGACAAUAAGGUGAUUAGAAAAGUCUGUCUUGUUCAGUAUUUUGGAAGCCUAAGUCCCACCUUGAAUUUUGUCUUAGAAGUAAUAAGAGUUUGUAUUUUCAUUUUCCUUUAACUUAUUUUCUCUUAGUAAAAAACUGUAAAACUUCAUAUCAUCAUACAUAAAAAUAGCAAAUACAUAGUGGAAAUGAUUUGCUUGGGGGAGAAUGCUGUAGAACAUUUUAACACUCCUAAAGCCCUACACAUCGUAUCUAUUAUGCAAUGAUCUUGUUAACUGCACAGUAAAUUUAGACAGGGCAUACGUGUAAAUUAACAAUAGGACCUUAAAAAGGUCCAACCAACUAUAAAGUUAUUGCUCAAAAAUAGGUAAUAACUUUAUAGCUGGUUUCUAUCCAGCUUUAAUUUGUAUGUGUAGGCAGUCUUCAGCUGGAAGACUCAACCACAGUUUCUCAACCUUUGCAAUCUCCCAGCCAUGGGUUGUUCCACACACCCCCAGGACUAAGAUCACAGCCAUGCCUCAAGUCUGCCGGGUCUAAGAGUCCCGCACCUGAUGGGACUCUGUCCCACCUGCACCACACACAUGGGUAUGAUUGUAUCUAAUGUGCAAUCCCACAAUCAUGCCUCCUACCAUGUGUGUGUGGCAUGUCAGGAAGUGCGAUUGUGUGGAUUGUGCAUUAGAACUCAUGGUGUCUUUACCUGCACUUUUAGAGGGGGCGCUAAGAUAUACACAGCCAAGUAUUUCUAGUAUAGAACUUGUGAAGAACAUGAAAUACUCUCUUGAAAUGCUUUAAUGUGUGAAUAAAAAUGAAUGGUUUUCACAUGCAGCAACACUUUCAAAAUCUGUAACUGUUGGAGCAAUAAAAAUGUUUUAAGACAA